Molecule: messenger RNA, 2601 nt
Organism: Eimeria acervulina
Lineage: Eukaryota; Apicomplexa; Conoidasida; Eucoccidiorida; Eimeriidae
Exons: 13
Coding region: 1-2601 (866 amino acids)
Source: RefSeq, a predicted model, not a curated record
AUGGCGUCCCUCAGUGGAGCAGCAGCUCCUGCUGCUGCUGCUGCUGCUGCUGCACCAGAAGAGACAACUGCAGCAGAAGAAGAGACAGAAGAAACCCCUGAAGGAGAAGCAGGGGCAGCAGCACCACCACCACCUCCAGAGCAGCCAGCAGCAGCUGCUGCUGCUGCUCCAGAACCUGCAGCACCAGCAGCAGCAGCAGCAGAAGCAGCCCCUACCCCAACGGAAGCAGCAGCAGGGCCAGAGCUCACAGCAACAGCAGCAGCAGCACCAGGAGCAGCUGGAGCUGCAGAGACACCAGGAGCUGCAGAGACACCUGAGGCACCACCAUCAAGGCCGACGAGAGCAGCAGAAGAAGGAUUGUCGCCUGAGGAUAAAUUGGCUCGCCAACUUCUCGCAGCAGAACCCGUCAGCGCCCCCACUCGAGAGUACGCGGAUGCCCUGGAGCUGUUGGCUGCGAUUGACUUAACUCCCCCUGAGAGUAUAGGCAUGGACCUGAGGCGCAGACUCAACACCAAAAGAACGGAGCUAAGCGAUAUGAAGACAGCUCUCUUUGCUCUUAUAGAGGCCUCCGAUCGCCUCGCCUUAAAGACCCUUAUACCAGGGCUUCCUGAGUCUGCUGUGCAUGCAUGGCAGCUCAAUGUUGUUUUAAAGUUUGAAGGCCCUAAUAAAGAACCAGCAGAUUCAUUGUCUCUAAUAACUCCUUUCUUUGCUCCUCGCGUAGAAGAAGUACAGCAAUAUGCUUUAUUAGUGAUGAAGGCUUUUGAGCAGCGCAUGCAACACCCUGCCUGGGAUCGCUUUGUGGGGCGGGAGACGAUCUUCGCUGAGGCUCAGAGAGUAACGCACCAAGUAUUAGGCAACUACUGCGGAGACAGAGGCAAUAUUGAUGUAAGGAGACAGCACUGCCACAUGAUUCUAAGAGGAGCGCUCAAGGGACAGCAACGCGCUCUGCAAAUCAUCAUUGCAGAAAUCCCUACGAGCGAAGCAAGCGGAAGGCCCGCCCAAGGCGACUGGAAGGCCUACGCGAGGCAGAGCUUCUUUUCUGAGGCUAUGGGCCUCGGAGCUGUCGUACUGCCCCCUGGGCGUUUAGAUGAAGCAAGACUGCAGAUGGGUGAAUCUCUUCUAUCUCUCUUUCUUCGUCUUCGCUACACAUCUCCUGAACAGUUUAAAUUAUGCAUGCGACUGGCUGGCUGGCCAGAAGACAAAGAGACUCUUAAAGAUGAAGACGAAGCAAAAAUCUUUCUCCAGACAUUACAGUCCUCUCAGUUGUUAACAAAUCCUCAGAUGAUGGCUUGGGCUUCAUCUGCUGCUGGAAGUGAAAGCCCUCAGAUAGGAGAGACAAUAAUAAAAUCAUUUCCUUCAAUCCCCGCUUCACUAAGAAAAUCUAUUAUCACUGCAACAGGAGCAAGUGCUGCUGCUGCUGCUGCUCCUGCUGCUCCUGCUGCUGCUGAAGGGGUGUAUGAAGAGAUGAGAGGUGCAGCACCUGGAGAGACUCUUUACAGCAGAAUGCAGAGAGCAGGGGCCCCUCCGAAGAGUAGAGCAGUAGAAGUAUUAUAUACUUCAAUGGGUGCGGGUGUCUCCCCACCUCAGCCUGAAGAAGCUACUUAUGAACAAAUGUUAGGGGGGCCCCCGAGGGUACCUGAAGAACUUCAAUAUGAACUCAUGACCUCUCAAAUGCCUUGGGAACAGUUUCAACAAGCCAUCUCUAAGAGACACGACGACUGCCCUGUGUCUCCUUCUCCUGUAUUUAAUUCAAAGCAAAUAGAUAUGAGUAGAUCUUCAGGAGAUGUUUUGCUGCGUCUGGCUAGCAGCACACCUGCUUUGCUGCUGCAGGCAGGCAGCAGCAGUACUCCUCAGUUUGCUGCAGUGUGUGGGGCCCUCGGUGUAUUUACAGCAGCUUGGCAGCAGCUUCUUGAAGCGGGUCGUAUAGAGUAUCCUUCAGGUGCUGCAGCACAUGCUGCUUUAAUCGAUAGGCUGCUUCAUUUACAUAAAUAUCUUCUAGUCCCUUACUCUUCAGUAGCAGCAGAACAAACUCAAGACGAAAAACAAUAUCAACAAGCUGUCAAAGCCGUCAAAGCAUUCGCCAAAAUCCGCGCGGGAGGUGCUGUCGCGACAGCAGCAGCAGAAAGCGCAUCUGGAUCUCGCAGAAAAGCGAUGUCUUUAUAUGGAGGCAUAGCGAAUAGUUUAGCUGUCUCCUUAGUGUCUCCUCGAGGGUUGAUGGAGGCCUUUAGAGGCGUUGGAAAUGUUAUGAAAGACCUUCUCGCUGUUGUCUCCCCGACUUGGGAAGAAGAAAAUAAAUUAGAGGCUACAAUUCAGGCGAGCUCUCACUGGGUUCCUUCAACUGCAGCACCUAGCAGCAGCAGCAGCAGCAGCAGCAGCAGAAGCAGAAGCAGCAGCAGCAGCAGCACCAGCACCAGCAGCAGCUAUGUAACAGCGGCCACAGACCUAGACCCAGUUGUGUCUCCUUGGGGAUCAACUGCUUCUUUAGAAGGAGACAGCCAGCAGCAGCAGCAGCAGCAGCAGCCGAUGUGGCAGUCAGCAGCAACAGAAGAGACACAAAAAGCAGAGACAGAUACACAAGGAGCGCAGCAAGCAGAGCUUUAA